Trypanosoma conorhini is the source of this 1908-nucleotide messenger RNA. RefSeq names its product G-protein (beta)-like protein. Gene Ontology annotation, biological process: mRNA splicing, via spliceosome. Gene Ontology annotation, molecular function: protein binding. The transcript has a single exon. Lineage: Eukaryota; Euglenozoa; Kinetoplastea; Trypanosomatida; Trypanosomatidae. The coding region runs from base 1 to 1908 and encodes 635 amino acids. The record is from RefSeq and is a predicted model, not a curated record. Gene Ontology annotation, cellular component: catalytic step 2 spliceosome.
AUGGAUGUGUUUCGUGCCGGUGGUAGCAAUGCAUUUAACGGGGGCGGCUUAGACCAGCUACUCCAACAGCAGCAGGCACAGCCGCAGUCGACAGCGGCUGCCACUGUGGAGGCUUCUGUGGCCGCGGCAACCCCGCCCCGCCCGUUUGGCAGCGGUCAUGUGUCGGCACACACGACGGUUCACAUCACCACGUCCACGGAGGUGGACCUCUGUGAUGAGAAGCGCAUCGACGACAUUCGUACGACCCUCCGCAUGCUGGAGGACAUUAGGCAUGGGCGUCAUCUCAUAAAUUGGAAAGAGUUGGUCGACCCAAGCCAGCCAGUGGAAUCAGCGAAGAAAAUUGGCGCUGCUUUGGCGCGGCCUACCACAGUUCCCAGUGCUGUCGCCAGCGUCGCGGAGUGCAUCACGACACCGGCGCACCUGUCGAUUGUGGCCCUCCUAGACCCGCCCUUCAUGGCGAAGGUGCGAGAUGCCGUAUUGCACGACCUCCUGAACGCCCUGACGAUGGCGCAUGACCUUGACCCCAUGCCCGUUUGCUCCGAGAUGCUGGUAGAGAUGGCGAAGCUAAAUCUCGUAGUACUCCGCGGUGUGGCAUCGACUCUGGAGGCACUAUUGAGCGACCCAGGCAGUCGCCGGGCGGCCAUUGCGGCACUGGGUAAGCUGGCGGACCAGAAACGCGGCAAUGAGGUGUUUCUGGGGGCAAUGCAAAACUUGGAACCGCUCGUGCGGAUGAUAGAGGAGCCGGAGUACGUGUACGACCGUCUUACUAUUGCGCGUCUGUUAGGAUGGGAUGGGCCUCACAAGGCGGCCUCGCUUGUGCCAGUGAAAAGGAUGGAGCAACCCUCCACGGUCACUUCCAUGGCAUAUUUUCGCCAGCGCGAUGAGCUUGUCUCGGGACGCCUUGAUGGGACGGUCACCAUGUGGGGCGGUCCACAGUCGUCCACAGGGGAUAUUAAGGCGGCAAUGACGAUAGAUCUCCCACCGCAGUGUGUGCCCGUAGGAAUGGACGGUCCGCCACGAGGGAACUACCUGGUGAUCGCUGGAAUGCCAUUUCCUGCCGCCAACUUACAGGCUCUGGAGGGUGAGAACGGCAGCAUGAGCUCUAAUCUUAUUAGCAACAAUGGCAGCACGAAGCGGAACUCGUCCGCAACCGUAGCGAAGGGGCCUUUACUGCGUUUUCUCACGUGCAAUGAGAGUACAGGGGCGUGGACAAACGGAGAGACGAUAUCGCGAAGGGAAAAUGUCACACUGACUGCGUUGGCCGCGCUAGGAAGUCUCAUCGUAUGUACCGCAGAAAGUGCCCCCACCGACAAGUUUUCUGAGUUCGGGCUGCAGCACGACUUAGUUCUUCUUAAUGGUCACACCUCUCAACCUUUGCGACGCUUUGAAAAGGCCCAUGGGGAUUAUAUCACCGUCAUUCGCGCCGCUGAGGACGGCGACCGCAUUCUCUUCACAGGCUCACGUGACUCGGUGGUUAAAGUGUGGGACACCCGUAGUGGCAGCAAUCGUGCCAAUUUAACAACCACAGCCUCGGUGGCCGCCCAAGGCACACCGCUGCAUCGGCUGAAAGGCAGCCACACAGACACCAUUACGUCAAUCCUGCUUCACCGCAACGCCCUCUUGACGGCGUCCCUAGACGGCUCAUUCCUUGUCUGGGAUGCACGCCGCAUGAAUGAACCAAUGCACGAACUCCACCUAAGGGACCCGAUCCUUGACCUCGCGCUUUUAGAUAGCGGCUACGUGGUUGUCUCUACCGCGCGGGGGCUCAACCUCUACUCACUUGAUACGCGUAAGACACACGAUGUAGUUCCUAACGUCGCCUUUACGCAGCUAAAAGCAAACCAUGAUGGUAGCGUCCUUUUCGCUGCAGGUGGUGGCGGCGUCAGCAUUUUUGCGCUGCACCGCUAG